AUGGAGGAGCUGGCCUCCAUUGCCGCCGGGGGCCUCUCUCCCGAGGAGGCUCGACGUGUGAGGGAACAACAAUCACAAAGGUUAUCGGAGAAGAUUGAGCGCCGCAGGGCAUAUGUAAAGAAGACUAUGAAGACGCUGCGGCAUUACAAGGUCGUGAUAGCCGCUCGCCUUGAGAAGCGUCAGGCACAAAUGCUGGAAUGGAAGAAUGAAGUAGAUAUGGUGAUGGCUGACUAUCGUGCCGAUUGCCGUAAGCUUGCUGAGGAGGAUGCGAAGGAGUUACAUGAAUUUUACCUUUGGGCAAAAGAUGAAAUAGUUAAGUGCGCGAAGACAGCAGCAGAACGUGCACCUGUCGAAGAUAAUUCAGCUAUCCUUAGAGCGAUAAACACCAUGCUAAAAAAUUGCUAG
Molecule: messenger RNA, 405 nt
Organism: Babesia sp. Xinjiang
Lineage: Eukaryota; Apicomplexa; Aconoidasida; Piroplasmida; Babesiidae
Exons: 3
Coding region: 1-405 (134 amino acids)
Source: RefSeq, a predicted model, not a curated record